GGGAUGAAUUCCUUUCUUGAUUAAAACGAGACACGCACCAAAUAAGGGCUCCGGGUAGUGUACAAUCUGCGUUGAAGUUUGAGACAAACUGCUGUGCAUUGCGUUUCAAGACUGUUCAUUUGACACCAGUCUUACUGUGUUACCUGUUACGUUUCCGCAGGACUGACGUUUCCGCGUGGCGAUAGAGAAGAUCUAUCUGGCACAAGGGGAGUACAGUAUUGCGUUCGCGUGAUCUGCGUUUCUAAGUUCGUCGUGAUUACAUGUGGGCGACGUUUUCUCGCGGUUGGCUCAUUUUAUAAAAGGUAAGGACAAGUAACAAAUCUUUAUCAGACUUUUACUUUGAUGUCGCUAUUUGCAACACGCCAAUGCGGCUGAAAAAUGGUGCAAGACAUCUCAUCUUGCGUCAACCGCUACCGCCGCAUAAACGAAGCAUUGUGCCGACAUUCUUGCUUUGCGGCUUUCAAACGCCUUGGUUUUUGUACUUUUGUAUGCAGAGAAAUGACUGGGUCAAUCCAAGUCCUUUAAAUAUUCCGUACUUCAUCUUCUCGGUACACUCGCUUCAGCUCACAUUGAGCUGACCAAACAAGCAAUUUAAUUGCAUGCUAACUACUGAUUCUUGUACGUUUAUUUGCUGAAAUCAAACUGGUUUGAUUUAUGCGUGACCGAUUGCCCUUUCAAGGUUUAUAUUAUUUUCAAGAGAAAAGAGCAAACCCCCGGAAAGCGAAAUUGUGGAGGUAUAUAUUUCGGGCUGCUCCAGUUAAUUUUUGUUGUGUCCUAGUUCGGUAUUUAUUUAACUUGACCCGUCGCACAUGAUAAAGCGAAAUGUUUAUCAUGUUUAGAUGAUGACACUUUGAGCCGUCUGCGCGAGGGUGGUAAUUUUCAAACUGGUGACCGCCUGUGAUAUUCUUAAUCUUGGACAGAAUAAAGUGGAAGAGCAAAUCUCCCAUCCUUCCGAAAUCAAGGAUGAAGCCGCGCGAAGGCCAAAACGCACCAUUUUAUUUGGGGGAAGGGGGUUUAAUUUUUUUCAUAUACCGUAGUGUUCCGAAAAUAUAAGCCCCCCAAACUCGUAACGCAAAAAACCGUCCGGUAAAUCGCCCCUCCAAAUACAAGCCCCCGGGGGCUUGUACUCGGAAAUUGUCCUUAAAUUUAAAAUAAAACAAAGCAAAAACUGUACAGUACACAUAAAUUGUUGCAUUUGACAAAGAACUUUUACGCGUGCUAAAUGAUUGUAGUCAAAGUGUCACAGUAACCUUGCCGUUUGCGGAACACACUCUUCAGUCUUGGCUUGAAUUUCCUCACUCCAUAUAGACAAAGUACUUGCAUGGCUGAGGUUUAGAAAGAUCUACGUCCUCUAGGCGAGUUUCAGUAAAAACGUGCAACAAAUUACUGACAUAACUUUCCUUCCAACUAUAAGCUAGCCCCGAUUGAUUUUGAGACUCAUAUUUCCCUCCUAGUGUAAGCCUAGUAGCCGAUUUUAAAACGAAAAUUUCCGAUUAUAAGCACCUCCAAAAAUAGGCCCCUCAAAAAGGGCUUUGAAAAAUAUAAGCGCCGGGGCUUGUUUUCGAUGAAAAUUUGGAUUCGAUGAAAAUGCUCGCUGUAUUGCUUAUUGAUUAGGGAUGAAGUGCACAUUUUGGUCUCAUAUGGGGUGUUUUAAGGACGGAUAGCUUAUAUUUUUACAAAAAUUUUAAAAAUUCAUACUGCGUUGAGGGUAGCAUUCGAUGACAACAUUUUUUAGCGCAAGCUUCCCUAAGAAACGUUUGUUGGGGAGGGACGUUGCGUGACGAGACAAAAACGGCUGCGGAGCCUAUUCUUUAGGGGUCACAUAGGGCCUGAUUGUUCUCGUCGAGGAGUUUUGAUCUCUUAUGACGGGCUACAUCUUCCUCCCCUUCAUUUAGGAGGCCCCCUUCUUUCCCCCGCGAGGGAUGCAUUCCCGCAUCUGGCUUUUGGUAACGUAGAAAAGCAAUUUAAAGCCUAAAUAUGGUUAUUUACUGUGAUGGUACUGAUCGUUUUGGUUUGAAAUUUCUAAACGAUUAAAAAAUAAUACUGCGUCAGUUUCUUUACGGAGCUAUGACAGAAUGGAACCACACUGUCCAAUCCAGAUAUUAGCUGAGAGUUACUGAAAGAUUUUGUUCUUAUCUUGGCAACGGUCUUUAUGCUGGUUUAUUUGAGCUGUUUACAUUCUUACGUACCGUCAACUAUUUACGCACUAGCUAACUUACUUAUUUCUUCUUGAUACCAAAGUAUUCGUUUAGAGAUAGGAGUUGAUUAUGAGUUAACGACCGAAAAACAAAACUGAAGAUAAAAAUAAGCCGGUGGGCAGACUAUCGCGUAGCGAAACAGAAAGUACUAAGCGAUUCUAAAAAAGUAUUUAAACACUUAACAUUUUAAAUAUGGCAACUAGGAAUUUGAAAUAGACCAGGAAUUUAAGACUUCUAUUAAUUUGAUUAUCUCUUAUCCCCUGCUUCCAGUCUACUCUUUCCUUAGUUCAUGAAAAAAAAAUCCCUGCACAUUCCCAUGAUGAUCACCAAACAACUCUCUCACUAGGCCUGCUUUACAACCGAUAAAUAGGCCAGUUUCAAAUUAUCAAAAUUCAUUAUUACUUGGCUCCAAGGCUGAGGAGAGUAAAGCAAAGCAAAUUAAUUAAUUAUCUCUGAAUCUUAACGUCAUUCUUUUGAAGCCAAGGAUGAAUUUUUAUAGAGUCGAACUUCACGUUAGCGACCACACAAAUUCGUAGACUUUAGUGGUUGCUUAUACGGGAGGUGGUCGAUUAUCAGAAUCGAACCACAGGGGGUCUCUUCCGACAAGAUUGUCUCGUCAUGUCUACUUUUUGAAAGAUGAUAUUUUGUAUGCAAUUCCUAAGUCACAAUAUGUGUAGUUGCAUGUUGUCAGUGAAAGGUCUUUGUAUCGUUACAAGUGUACAAGUGACGUACGAGUGAAGUAGCACAUACAUCGAACUCAGAGAUCAGAUCAGGCGUCAAGUGGUCGCUUACAAGAGCUUAAAAACUGUGAGGGGUGGCGAAUGGUAAAAUCGAACUCAGACGCCGAGAUCCUAGAUCAGGCGUCAGACUCAAAAAAGUAAAAGCAAACCAUGAAAAAACGAGACUUCGAGACUUAUCAAAAACGCUUCCGAGAUUUCGAGAUCCUGUCAAAAUAUUCCGAGAACCCACGUUUUUCGAGGUACCAUUCGCCACCCCUAACUGUGGAAAACUAUAAAAUUGUUAGCACAAAAAGUGGUCACGGUCGCUUACGAAAAGUGAUCGUUUACGAGAAAUAAAGAUUAAAGGACUUUGACUGGGAAAACUUUGGUGUUUUGGAUUGGUAUGUCGUCGCUUACGAGGAGAUAGUCGCACAUGGAGGUCCAUCCACUGCUCAUUGUCACCGGUUUUACUUCCGAAUGAAUCCUCCCUAUACCGGCGUAAGGGACGGACCAUUAGAAAAGUUAUGGAGGGAAGGGGAAUUUUCGAGCCGCAGAAAUUUUUUUCGUCAUCAAAUUCCUUGCAUGAAUUUUUUUUAGGCCAUAGCAUGAAUAUUUUUAGGAUUAAUUGGCGUGCAUGAAUUUUUUUUUCAUUUAAUUUUCCCUUGCGCGAAUAUUUUUUUUUGUACUUCCCCCGCCCCCUUCCCCCCAUAAGUUUUCUAAUGGUCCGUCCCUAAAGUACGCCAUUUUAUUUUAGUUUAUUUAUUUUUUGUUAAUAAUUUAUUUAUUAAACAUCAUUUUAUAUACAGGGCGGCAAAUAAAAAGGAGGCGAAACAGUAAAAAAAUAAACAAACAAGCAAGCAAAAAAAAAUGCGAAACACGAAAGUUCAACAGAUUAACAACAACUAGCAGAACAAGUGGAAAAAAUAACAAUAUUGCGCUUUUGCUAAAUUACUAUAAAUCAACACUAAUCAGAAAUGCACAGGGUGGUCCACUUAUUUCUGUAUUUUUUAAGAUUUUUUUUGUAUUUGUUAAGAAUGCAUUUUAUGCUGUUUUGUGUCUUGGCUGUUCGCACUAUAAAGGAUCGAUGUCAGUGGUUGUCGAUCCAGCAUAGUGUGAAUAUUACCUCAGUAUUUAUUUACGCUGUUAUGUUUCAGAUUUGUCUGUAGUGAACGUCAGGUUACUAGAACUGAUGGUCAUCAUGAAUAGUGGGAAGCGAAAUCGAGUUAGUUGCAUGGCUUUGGCCUUACAAAUGUUCAUCAUGCUAAAAGGAGGUAUGCAGAACUUUCUACCGUCAAUUACAACGAAUCCUAUAUGCUUGACUUUAUUAUUCCCAAGGAUCUCCAGAAUCCUGGUUAGAGUCUAAUGAUUAAUUACAGCUGGUACAAAGUGGCAAAAAUAAAUGUGUACUGAAUACAUUUUCAGUUUACAUUCUAUGUUUGUUUGUUUUUUAGUGGAAAGUCAAGGAAGUACUUCUUCUUCUUCAGUAUCAUACGCAAGUGUUACUGGACAUGCAUCUUCUGCACCCCAGCUUCCGUCAGUUUCUGCAGCUGUUACAACAUCAAGCAAACCCCUAUUGUCAUCAACCCUAACAACAACCGCAGCUACGACGGGGAUUACCCCGCUGCCGUCAGUAACACUCUCAUCUUCAUCAGCGGAAAGACAAGUAACUACUUCUUACGCAAGUGUUACUGGACAUGCAUCUUCUGCACCCCAGCUUCCGUCAGUUUCUGCAGCUGUUACAUCAUCAAGCAAACCCCUAUUGUCAUCACCCCUAACAACAACCGCAGCUACGACGGGGAUUACCUCGCUGCCGUCAGUAACACUCUUAUCUUCAUCAGCGGAAAGUCAAGUAACUACUUCUUACGCAAGUGCUACUGGACAUGCAUCUUCUGCACCCCAGCUUCCGUCAGUUUCUGUAGCUGUUACAACAUCAAGCAAAUCCCUAUUGUCAUCAACCUUAACAACAACCGCAGCUACGCCGGGGAUUACCUCGCCGCCGUCAGUAACACUCUUAUCUUCAUCAGCGGAAAGUCAAGUAACUACUUCUUACGCAAGUGUUAUUGGACAUGCAUCUUCUGCAGCCCAGCUUCCGUCAGUUUCUGCAGCUGUUACAACAUCAACCAAACCUUCUUCGGUGUUUUUGCUGUCGCCGUCAAAAAGACCCCUAUUUUCAUCAACCCUAGCAACAACAACAGCUACACCGGGGAUUACCUCGUCGCCGUCAGUAACACUGUCAUCUUCAUCAAUUCCUCAAACUCCAGAAUUAACCAAAUCUUCUCCCGGAAUUUCACCUUCGUCAGUUUCAAGUGACGUCAAGCCCACGGAUUCUACGACUUCACUGACGGACACAACACCACGCCCAUCACCAACAAGCGCGCUUCUUUCUUCACCAAAUGUCUCCUCUACACCUCUGCCCCAGAAGCCACAAAAACCAAGAAUCUAUAUAAAAAUUUUUUUUUCCAUGCCAUGGGGACGAUUCUGUUACUUAACAUCUCUCUUCAAGGAAUCGCUCUCUCGCAAUCUGUUAGAAUUUGACGGAGUUACAUGGCAGUACGUGCCACUUGAAAGAAUAAGGCUGUAUAACGCGAAAGAGAAGUGCGCCAAUAAAACCCUAUACUAUAACAAAGACGCGAUACUGGAACUAUUUAUCGCUAGAAUGGGAGAGGAAAAUGAUGCUGACUGGAACAAGACUACUGAGGCCUUUGAACUUCUGUACGACUAUUGGACAAACAAAAGAAUGAUACUGCUCGAUCCAGUGUUUGAAGGCAAAGUAAGUACAUCCGAUAAAGCUUUGUGAUAGACCUAAGGUUCUCCGCAGUUGCAUUCAAUGCUUCAGUCACUGAUGGAAUUUGUUGCAUGUGCAGGUAAUUAUGUACACAUGGCCAAAAAUCGCGGACGUGGCGCCCGCGUUACGACAGCGGCGAUCUUAUACCACUCAAUAUUACCGAAACAAAAACAUGGCGAUAGUGUUCGAAGCGAAAAUUAUAUUUGAACCUAGAAAAGUUUACCACUUACCAGCAUAAUCGUCUUCGGGGCGGAAUCCAUAAGUAGAAACCAUUCGCUUAUUCCACUGUUUAAAUAUUCUGUUCACACCAGACCUUGAACAUUGUCCUUAUUUGAGAUGAUAACUCUCCUCUUGCUAUCACCUUGUAUUUUAGGCGGUAAAUUCCUUAGGCCUUAGCUGGCCGCGUUUCUGUCCGAUUGAUUAUUUAAUUCUGCCAGGUUCAUUUCCUUAAGUCAAUAUCGUAUCCCACAAACACAGUUUGCUAGCUUGGUUCUGGCGAAAAUUGAAACGAUUGACAGCGUCCAUUUGGCAAUGAAAAUUGUCCAAUUACAAGGUCAUCAUUGCCAUGGCAAAAUGACCGAAGACUUCCAACUAAAUAUCUUUACGAUAAUUAACUCAAUUCAAGUGAAAUUCGUCCCCAUUUGCUACCCUUUCUUCACCUUUUCGGUAAGAAAAUUAAUUUUGAUCAGUGGCUUUAAUAAAGAGGUAAAUACGUUGUGUUUUACAGCUCCAUUUAUCCUCCUGGGCCCAGUUGUUCGGAGGCCGAUUAGCGCUUAACCUGGGGUUAAAUUUAACCCUGCUUUCUCUUUCUUGUGCUCAAAAGCAUUUUCUUGAAUAAUUUUCUCUGAUAUUUUUAGAGCUUCCAAUCAUCAACCUGUAGACAAAAAGAAUUAAAACCUUAAACGCUUUUUAAGCUUUCAAAUCUGAAUUCAAAUCUCGCACUAACCCUGGGUUAUCUUAACCCGGCUUUGAACAACUCGGCCCUGAACUAGAGACCCACUGACCCAAAAGCCAGAAGACUCUGUGUAGGAGAUUGAGACCCACCCGGUACCAGUUAAAGGGGAUACUAUGCUGCACGAAUGUUUCCCAGUGGAAAAUAUCCACAAUUUCUGACCAUAGUACGAGGAAGUUAGGCGGCGCUCAAGAUUUCCAUUAUAAUAUCUUUCCUUUUGGUUGAGAAAAAUACUUUUGAUUGGCGGCUGUCAGUUGGUGGUAAGUACGUUGUGUUUCACAGCUCCAUUUAUCCUUCUGAUCUAGAGACCCAACCUAGUAGCAGUUAAAGGGGUAGUAUGCUGCACGAAUGUUUCCCAGCGGAAAAGGCCCGCAAUUUCUGGCCAUAGAAAGUUAGGCGCCCAAGUUUUCCAUUAUAUCGCCCCUUUUCUAACAACGUGAUUUCUUGUUCUAUUUCAAGGUUACAAAAGUGGUUCUUGUAAGAGACGAUGAAGACAAAUACAUUCCCGAGUACACAGAAGCCCAACGUAUCGGUAUCGCCAUAGGGGUCGCUCUGGCCAUUCUUGUAGUCGUCCUCAUCGUCAUAUAUUUUGUGGUAAGUUGUUAUCCCCGUUACUCAGCUAGAAUUUAUACGUUUACUUGCGAUUUCUCUGAACAACAACAAAAAAAAUUUAAUCCCGCUUUUUUUAGUAUUUGUAAAAGUGAAACGUAUAAUUGCGAAGUCUGCUUUCAGGGCCGGAAAUAUCACUAGUUUCCGCUUAAGAGUUGUACAUGUCCAUUAAAUACAGGCUUGGUUUACAGAGAAUAAGUGAGACUUAUUAAUGCUCGUGUCUCCUUAAUGCACGUCUAGAAAUCAUACUAUUCUGAAAAAGUGGCACCGUAAACGUAAAUGUAAACCUCGGACGCAGUAGCAAAUCAACGCCCACACCGUGGUUCAGGGAAAAGGGCUGAUUACUUCCCCCAGUUUUUCCUGCUUAGGUAACAUUUUGGGGAAAUUUAAGGUCUGUGAUGAGCCCUAAAAAUAUAUAUAUAUAAAUAUCAUGGGACAUGGCUUGGCUGCAUUGGUUGCGGCCGACCCUUCAGAUGCCGUCCAGUAUCGCCGCCCUCUUGGGUUUACGAAAAGUUCAAAUCUAUUUGAACAAUGUUGAAACUUGACAUUCUGUUACUUUAGGUCUGAUGAUUAUUUGUGCUAAUUGAGAGUCUGCUGCUUUUGGUACUAUUUUGUAUUUUUUUGCAUAAGAAGUGCUAUAUUCACAAAGUAUCUAUGACGUAAUAUUUCUUUGCCAUAGCAACCGACCGUCAGUUAUUUUUUCCAAAAUGUGUUUUAGCUGAGAAAUAAGUAAACAAGCAGGCAAAGACACAGAGAAAGUUCUGGAAAAACAAAACAAAACAAAACAAAAAAGUGAAUCCAAGAACAAAACUUUCAGGGCUUCAUUGGGGAAAUUGCGCCUCCCCCUCGUUUUUGUUUUUGCAAAGAACAAAAUAUAUGAUUAGGACAAGAGCCAUGGCUCUUGGAUUAGAAUGAUCAUCUUUGUAUUGGUUUUUGUUGUCGUUGUUGGUAACAGAAAAGAUACAUGACCACUCACCAAGCUCGUCCAAAACCACUUGAUGGGAAGAUGGUAAUAACCAAUGAGCAUGCUUUUGAAGAAACCACUGCAAGUGACUUGACGAAUACCGCCAGUAAACCGUUAGAAACACAAGAAGAGAUGAGCGAGGUACCAGAACAGGUGGUAGUACACAAACAGCCUUCUCCCAUCCAGACCAAAAAAUCACAAGUUGAUGUAAAAGUGGAGGAUAAAACGCCGCUUCUUUCAGAGAUUAAGGAUUAUGAAGACGGGAAAUCGGGUGGUGAAAGUAAGUCUGCCGUCGAACAGAUUUUCUUAGAAAUAUCUGUUUUUUGUGUUUGCUAGUGCUGCGCUUUUGCAAUGAAGGCGCAGCAUGGCCUAGUGCUCCCCUGCUUUUCGCUCUGGGGGCGGCAUGCCCGAGUAACCGGCGUGUCAAUCUGGUAAUCCGGAUUUCCUGGGUUUGAAUACUGCUUUGACCACUAACUGGAAAUGUUUCUCGACAGUCGCGAGUUCAACUCCUCGGUCAUGGUUGAAAAAAGCCAGCCGGUUGCCUCCUGCAAGCUGGGGUUUUAAAUCAUACAGCUAUUUCGAGAAAGGUUGUCGAAAGAAAUGUACACGCGUCAAUCCCGAAAGAUAAUAUGGGAUAUGAUCAAUACAUUGUUCUUGACGACUGUAGCUGUCGAACAUACUGUUGUUUCUUUCCUUUAGCACUCGCAAACAUAUGUCCGUGGCCCCCCGUGCCAUUUUUUCAAAUUUCUUUGAAGAACAGAGCACUCAAAACCACCCACAAUACCUUUAGGGAUUGUCGCGUGCACUUUUUCCGACAAUAGAUGAUGAUGAUGAUUAGGGAAAAUAACAUAUACAGCUAUUUCGAAAUAGCUGUAUAUGUUAUUUUCCCUAAUCAUCAUCAUCAUCAUCAUCACCAACAACAUCAACAUCAUGAUCAUCAUCAUCGUGAUUUUGCCUAUUAUUAUUAUCAUCAUCAUUAUUAUUUGUAGUAUUAUCAGUAUUUAACAAUUAUUGAAUUCGGCUUUCGUAUCAUAUGAAGAAUUAUGGAGAUCUCGGAGGGUGUUAUCCGCCUCGGCCUAUACGGCCUCGACGGAUAACACCCUCCGAGAUCUCCAUAAUUCAUCAUAUGAUACGAAAGCCGAAUUCAAUAAUUGUUUUAUUAUUCAUUUAAAAUAAUUCCUACUUUAAAAACAUGGCUAACGUGCUAACCUCCAUCGAUCCAUCGAUGUUAAGUUCAUCUUCGAUAGCGCACGUUUACGUUUGUCCAGCUCCGCAAAUAUUCUCCAAAUAGCAAAUGUCGCCCUUCGAGUUGUCUUCUUGUUGUUCUUGCCAUGUUUUUAGCUAUGUUUUCGCCUAGUUCUUACUCUUGAAACGAGUGAAAUGUCCACCAUUUUUCAAGUUCACAAUCAAAACAACUCAACCUCGUCCCCAUGUCUUCUCGGUUAACGGUGCCUUAACCUGCGAAAACGCUCCAUUUUUGACGUCAUUUCCUCGUUAAACACAAAAUUCUUCCAAAUUUGGUCAUCAGUAACUGGUUAUGGUGAAUUAAACGAGUGCUUUUAGCCAAUCAGUAUCGGGAAAAUAUUUUGAAUGAAUAAUAACAUUAUUUGAGUGGAGUGCCUUUAAUUUAUAAACUAAAUAAAAUGGCACUUUCACUAUGUAUAACACAAAGAUUUGCCAUUACCCAAACCCACUCAAGACCGAAUCCGGCAAGUUUUUGGCGCUUCAGCGGAUUCCAGAUAUACAAGAGUCAGUAGCAAUGUCGAGAUAUCAACCAGUUUCUACAAUAUAACUAGAUUUUGGAUUUGAAGAAACAGCGGCCUUCUGUUUGGUAAGCAAAAGUUCUUAAUUCUCAGCAGCCAAGUCUGAUCAAGAGGCCAGUGAGACAGAAGCAUCCUUAGAGCCCAAGCCUGAGCCCGAAGACUUUGAUGGAAGACCAAUCAAACCUCCAAGAUCUGAUUCUAUGAUAGAUGCUGAAAUCGUAAGUAUUGUAUUUAUACAUCCUUGGUUAAGGUUUGCUGUCACAGUUCUCUUAAGAAAUCUUUUGCUCGUACUUUUGCGUUGGUUUAUUUUAUAGGCUUUUCAUAAAGCCAUAAAUGCUCACUGCCCAUAGUAGCCUAAGUAGCAACCAUUUCUUACCAAACGAUUGAGCAAGAGAACUCAGAAAAGCAAAAAGCUUUCUCUCCCCUGCCCGCAAAGGAGCUGGCCUAGGACUUAUGACAUUAUGACGGUGAUGUCUUUGGUUUUCAGGUGUUGCCAGAAUCGAUCUCGCAGAUAAGUAAAGUACUAGACACGGAAGAGCAAGUUAAGAAUGAGGAAGAAGGUAUAGAACCAGGCAAGACCGCGGAAGAGAAAGCAGAACCAGGCAAGAACGAGGAAGAAGGCACAGAACCAGGCAAGACCGAGGAGGAAGGCAAAGAGGAGCGGAGGCCUUCAUUUACUUCUUCAGUGACUGUAAAUGUAAGGCGCUUGUUUGUUAUUUCAGUUGACGCGAUUUUGAACCACCAACGAAAUGUCGACACUCCACCCCCACCCCCCAAUUUCUUUGUUGUAUUAUCAAAUAAGUUCCAGACAUACAUAAAGUAACAAGUGGCUUUAACGUCCGAAUACAGUCUUUAACAAACUUCAACUAAGUAUGAGUCGGGUAUUGCAUUAAAAGGCCUUAGGCUGUGUUCUUACCAUACCAGAUAGCUUUUGCGCCGCCGCGAAAAUUAUACCGGACAGGCCUUCUGUUCAGAAACGGUUGUGGCGGCGCAAUUUCUGUUACGGAGCGAAGAUGCGCCGCACCGAUCUCUAGAGUGGAAAGGUGCAUAUCGGAUAGGUGUUCACAGUAUACCAGAUAACUUUUGCGCCGCCGCGAAAAUUAUACCGGAUAGGGCUUCUGUUCAAAAACGGUUGUGGCGGCGCAAUUUCUGUUACGGAGCGAAGAUGCGCCGCACCGAUCUCUAGAGUGGAAAGUCACAUAUCGGAUAGGUGUUCAUACUAUACCAGAUAACUUUUGCGCCGCCGCGAAAAUUAUACCGGAUAGGGCUUCUGUUCAAAAACGGUUGUGGCGGCGCGAUUUCCGUUCGGAGCGAAGAUGCGCCGCACCGAUCUCUAGAGUGGAAAGGCGCAUAUCGGAUAGGUCUUCAUACUGUACCACAUAACUUUUGCGCCGCCGCGAAAAUUAUACCGGAAAGGCCUUCUGUUCAAAAACGGUUGUGGCGGCGCAAUUUCUGUUACGGAGCGAAGAUGCGCCGCACCGAUCUCUAGAGUGGAAAGUCACAUAUCGGAUAGGUGUUCAUACUAUACCAGAUAACUUUUGCGCCGCCGCGAAAAUUAUACCGGAUAGGGCUUCUGUUCAAAAACGGUUGUGGCGGCGCUGUUUCUGUGAUGGAGCGAAGAUGCGCCGCUCCGAUCUCUAGAGUGGAAAGUCACAUAUCGGAUAGGUGUUCAUACUAUCCUAGAUAGCUUUCGUAUCGUUACGAAAAGCUAUCCGGAUUUCUUGUCAGUGGAACUUGGCUUUCCGAUUCUAAUCGUUAGCGGGAUUCUGGAUUCCGAUUGUUGAGUCAAGAUUCCAAACCCAGGAUUACGGAUUCAACACGAAAAAAUUCCCGGAUUCUGGAUUCCAAAGGCAAAAGUUUCUUUGAAUCUUUGAAACAAUUGACAGGAGGUAAUGUUUUUUGGCCUUAACGUUUUAAUCAUCCCUUUCCUUAGAUCAGACCAGAAGCAACUACGACUUCUAAGGAAUUUGAUUACCCAGCGAAAGAGCAACCACCAGACACACAAACAGACAAUAAUAACCAGGCUCCCACUGGUGAUGACGACGUCAGCGAAGACGAGAAGGUAAAGCCCGAUUUUGGCCAAUCAGACAGUGGCGAUGCUGACCCCAACGAAGGUGCCAUAAACCUGGGUUUUGACGAUGAUGAGGCACAAAAGGAAGAAAAAAAGAAAGAGGAGGUUUGGAACCAUUUAUUUAUUUUGACCCUUAAGGUAGAUUGUUGUGGCAUCUCUGAUACCGUUAUUUGCUGUGUUUUAUGGUUGGCUUUUUAGGCAAAAGCUGCCCCUUACAACACAGUAAGUGUAGUCGAGUCGUUUGCGGUAGGCUAAAACUAUAGUUAGAUCUGUUAAUUCUCGCAUUUUCUCGCCAGUAUUUUCUGUGCUUAUUUUUAGGCGCAAACUCAUUCGGGCAAACCAGCCUUAUAGGCCAGGAGGAGUCACAAUGCUUUAAAUCAAUUCCAGUUAUUAUUCAUUCAAAAUAUUUCACCCUUUCUGAUUGGCUUAAAACCUCUGGCAAAUUCUUCAUAACCAACCGGCGUUGACCAAAUUUGGGAAAUUCAAUGAAUGUACCAUCGAUUCGAUGAAAUAUUGACUAGGAAACGAGGUUGAUUGAUGCUAUAUUUGCCUGGAAAUGAGGCUGCAUCGGCCGCUUAGCUAUAGUGAACUAAAUAAAUGGCGUUCACGACUAUCCAAAGGCAAAACUGAAGCAGAAUUUCCGGCCAAAAGUGAACGGAGGAAAUGGAAGAAUACGCAAAACAUUUGCUCGAUGGAUGUUAUCUACUUUUUGAGGAAUAUCUGCAAAAAAAAAAAACAUCUGUUUAUAUCCUGAAACAGUGUUGAGAUUAGGCCAAAGUUUAGGAGAAAGUCUACGAUGAGGUAAGGUUGUUAAGAACUAAGAAUAUUUUGAAUGAAUAAUAAAACAAUUAUUGAAUUCGCCUAUCGUAUGAUGGGAAAAAGUAUGUACAUUUCGGAGGAUUUUAUCCACCUCGGCCUUCAGCAUAAUUCUUCACAUCCUACUCAGCCUCAUUCAAUUAUUGCUAACUAUACAUGCAGUGUAAUUUUGAAAAGUAUAGGUAAAAAAUUUACAGCUGACCGCAUUUCUGUAGCCUUAGAGACGGGCUCCCGAAGCCGGCCCUUUUUGGAAAGUUUAUCCUAUGUAUGUCUUCUCAGAAAAGCGAGAUUUAAUUACGAAAACAUAUGUAUGGUUGUGAAUGCCGGGCAAGGAAAUAUAUUUAUUGAAGCUGAGUUCCCAUAUCUUAUCCAUUUGUUUGACUGCUUUUUUUUCUCUGUCUAAUUUUCAGGAGACCAAAUUUUAAGCCUGUAUCUCAAACUUAAUGGAGAUGGAAAUAAGCCCUUUGGUAACAUCAAGAGACCAGAAAAGGUGUCUUGGUAGUAUCUAAAGAUAUUAGUUGCACAAGCCAGCUUUUUAUACAGAUAGUUUCAAAAUUUGAAGUCAUAAAUGAUAGUAAAUAUUGUAUCAGGCAAACCUCUCCCUAAUUCGUCGGCCCGCCUGCUAAAAUUUAGUUAUGCUGCGUCUCCAAAUACUGAUAAUAAUAAUAGUAAUAACA
Messenger RNA from Porites lobata, 13554 nucleotides. The record is from the annotation of a GenBank genome assembly. NCBI's taxonomy places the organism in Eukaryota, Metazoa, Cnidaria, Anthozoa, Scleractinia, Poritidae.